AUGCUUGUGGAAGCCACCAACCGCGCGAAGAUUAUCCAGUGUGACGAAUCGUUGCACAUUCAGGGCAGCUAUACUAAUAAAAUCUAUUCUGGCUGCUAUGACGACAUUAAUCCUUUCUUUUCAGAGAGCAAGGCUAAGCACCUCAACUCAUAUGCUGCCAUUGCCAAAGCUCACGGGGAACCUGAGUUGGCCUCCAAAAUUUUGGAUGCUCUACUAAUGCCUUUCCCUGACAAAGACACCAUCUAUGCUCUCACAGAUUCUCGACUUCUCGACGACUUGUUACUAUUGCUACCCUCGCCUUUUCGGUCCGAAAUGUUUGAUGACCUUGUCUCAAAAGAGUGGUAUGUCCUUUCGGAUAUCGACAAAGAGGAAGAUGAAGGUCCCACGAAAUUGAAGAAGUUCUUUCUCUAG
Suillus subalutaceus is the source of this 411-nucleotide messenger RNA. RefSeq lists its product as uncharacterized. The transcript has 2 exons. The coding region runs from base 1 to 411 and encodes 136 amino acids. Lineage: Eukaryota; Fungi; Basidiomycota; Agaricomycetes; Boletales; Suillaceae. The record is from RefSeq and is a predicted model, not a curated record.